CUUAGGUUUUCAGAGGCAACUGCCCCAUUUCGACUUUGAUCUCCAUUUGAGGUUAUCAGCAGCUCGUUGCAUCCCAAAAGAAGGAACAGAUACUGGAGUUCGAUCGCCAUUAAUCUUCCCAAGUUUUCCAGUAUCGAAAUGCAUCGAAGAAGCCAUAUUUCUUUAUGCAAAUUACUCAGCAGAAGCCCUUUUGCAAGAUCUUCAAAACCCACAUCCCUAAUUGGUUUCAAAGCAAUCACUACAAAAUCAUUUCACCUCUUUUCAAACCCGACUACUUUCCCUCCUUCAAAUUCUAGUUUCGAGAAAGCCCCAUAUGCCCAAUUCAAGAUCUAUCGGUCAUACACUGUUGAAACUGACAAAGUUGUUGAUGAAAUCAACUUGAAGUUCGCAGAGGCAAGAGAAGAGAUCGAAAUGGCGAUGGAAUCAAAAGAAACUGUUUAUUUCAAUGAAGAAGCUGAAUGUGCUCGUGCUGUGGUUAAAGAAGUUCUCGAUAUGUAUGAAGGAUUGCUUUCGAAAUUGCCUGAAAAGGAAAGAGGGGGAAUACAGAGGUCUAUGGGGUUGAAAAUUGAACAAUUGAAGGCUGAACUUGGACAAUUGAAUGAAUAAUGAGGUUUGUUCAUUUGGGGCUAAUCUGUUUUCUUUCAUGUUUUCAAGGAAUUAGCUUUAUUUAAUUAUGUUAUUUGCUAUGUUGAAGAUGAACUGACAAAGGGUUCUGGUGGGAAUCCCCAAUUUUAUGAGAAGAUAAUGAAUGAUAGCCAUGAUAAAGAAUUUUAAGUUAAUAAUGGUUAAAUUUUCAUGAUUUCUACU
Molecule: messenger RNA, 807 nt
Organism: Cynara cardunculus var. scolymus (artichoke)
Lineage: Eukaryota; Viridiplantae; Streptophyta; Magnoliopsida; Asterales; Asteraceae
Exons: 1
Coding region: 139-606 (155 amino acids)
Source: RefSeq, a predicted model, not a curated record